UCAGAGAAAAAGAGAGUGAAAUUUAUCAACCUCCAAUGGAAGCCAAAAAAAUAGAGAUGGUACUAACCAUGGUUUUCAUAGCAGCUUUUUGGACCGGAACCAUGGCUCAGUCUAGUUGCACCAAUGUGCUCAUAAGCUUAUCUCCGUGCCUAAAUUAUAUAACUGGAAAUUCCUCGACCCCAUCUUCUGGAUGCUGCGCACAGCUAGCCAAUGUGCUCGGGUCACAGCCACAGUGUCUGUGUGAGGUCAUUAAUAACAGCUCGUCGCUUGGGAUUAGCAUAAAUCAGACUCUGGCUUUGUCUCUCCCCAAUGCUUGCAAUCUCCAGACUCCCCCUAUUAGCCGCUGUAAUGCUACUUCCCCCGCGGCAUCUCCCACUGGAACACCAGGAAAUGGAUCUAAGACCGUGCCAUCAACAUCGGAUGGAAACUCUAUCAAGUUGCCAGUUUCUCUACUGUUCUUCCUCAUCUUCAUUGCUUCAUACGCUCCUGACUUUCACAACCGUAUUGAAUUUUCCUUUUUUAACUUAGAUUUUAUUCCAAAGAUGUGAUCUUACAAACACAACAAUAAUACAGUCUUGUAUACUCUCUUUUUUCUCAUUA
This is a messenger RNA of Camellia sinensis, 600 nucleotides long. Its product is annotated as non-specific lipid transfer protein GPI-anchored 26. The record is from RefSeq and is a predicted model, not a curated record. Gene Ontology annotation, molecular function: lipid binding. Lineage: Eukaryota; Viridiplantae; Streptophyta; Magnoliopsida; Ericales; Theaceae. Gene Ontology annotation, biological process: lipid transport.